ACCACGUCGCACGUCUCGGCUCCUUGAACACACGACACAGAUCGAUACUUGCAUAGACCGACCCUAGCUGGCCAGUAACAUGCCCACGUGCAAAACUGACGUUUAUAACCUGUGACCGAAUAUCGACAUAAUCGCGCGCGCGUCAACAAUGUAGCCAUAGUGAUGCCUGUUGACAGAUUGACAUAUUUACGAUGCCGUUGAUUUUAUUAAAGUUUAUUAAACGUUGAGUGUUAUUAUGACAAUAAAUUUGUUGGUUAAUUAGGAGUUUGUUGCAACGAAAAUGGGAAAUGGAAUGAAUAAGGUGCUUUCCGGGCUGUACGUUGGCAACUAUCGGGACUCGAAGGACCCAGUGCAGCUCGAACGUUACAAGAUCACACACAUUCUGUCCAUACACGACGCGGCACGCCGGUUACACUCUGAUAAACACUACCUCUGUAUAAUGGCGUCCGACUCUCCAGACCAGAACUUGACUCAAUACUUCGCUCUAUGCAACGACUUCAUCCACGCAGCGCGGCUUAGGGACGGACACGUACUCAUUCAUUGUUUAGCGGGUAUGUCACGCAGCGUGACAGUGGCGGUAGCGUACAUCAUGUCGGUGACACCUUUAAACUGGCGUGAAGCGCUCAAGGUGGUGCGUGCAGGCCGCGCUGUCGCCAACCCCAACCUUGGCUUUCAGCGUCAACUGCAGGAUUUCGAGACCUACAAGCUAGUUGAGGAGAGAAGACGUCUAAAAGAGCGCUACCCGUCCCUCGCCCUCGCUGAUAGCGACCUCUCCGAGUGCCGAGUGAUGCUGGACUCGUAUCAGACCAUGCUGAGCCAGCGCACCAUCUGCGAGGGCAAGUGCUCCAUGGGCCGCCAAUGCCCUACUGGCGUCUGUAGAACCGGUUCGAAGCGGCAGUCGCGGCCCCGCCGACCGUCCACGGCCUCCGGCGACGCGCCGGGCCUCAAACGAUCUCCCUCCACGCUCUCCACAAUGUCUACAACUUCUACAGCCUCGGGGUAUCGGCCGAGAUCCUCGCCAGCGGGGCUGUUCAGCUACACAGGGGCUACAUACCGCCCAACUCGCUCUGCGUCUGGCAUUAGCAUAACGCGAGUAACGGACCCCAUAGGCGGCGGCAUCACCAUGGCGGUCGGUGGUAACGAGUACUCGCGUCGCCGAGCCGCCUCCGCGCCAGCCACGCCAGCGUUGUCGCCCGCCUCGUCCCCGCCUGGAUCGCCUCAUCGUGGUCACCAGAGAAAGGCCUGCGCAUGGGUAAUACCCACGGUGACCUGGGAUCCUGACUCCAUGUGACCAUGCACUUCCUGCCUAUGCACGCUCUAUCACAAGGUCGCGCGCAGUGCAGCGGUGCUCGUAGCACGCGGCCCGGGGCCAGCCGCAGUCCCCGCGGCGCCAGGCCUCCGUGGCCCCGAGCUACUACCACAAGGACUGCCCGCCCGCCCGCCAGCGCGCCGACAGCUUCCAGUCUAACUUCGUCAACUAACUUGAUCCAGCGCGAAAUAUCGGAUGGUCUAUAAAGUGCACAAAUCUGACGGAUGCGCCGAUAGUGUGCCAAUAGUGUAACAUUUUGAACUGCUCGCGUGCUUCUGGUACGCAACGGUUCGUCAGAUCUGGACGCACCGUCUUUAAAACUCCCAGUAUCACUUCUGCAGAGACACGAAAACGCGGUGAUUUCGGCUUUUUUGUCGUUUAUCUUAGUAGACAAAACAAUUUAAUCGUUACUAUAAUACUUAACAGGUUGGUAAGACAAGUGGGUCAUAGUACGUUCUAUAGCUUCACAAAAAAACUUAUUAUGAUCCGAAAAGUUAAGGAUACUGCCCCCUAAUUUCUGCCAAAACUACCCUAACAUACCAACGUCCUUAAGAUUUCAAAUUGGAAACUAAAACUUCAAUGUAUAUCUCUGUGGUCUUUAUUCUGAGCGAUAAAUGUUUAAUCAAGAUAUUGUCACUUCUGUGGAAUCUCAAAAGCAUUUUCAAUUGGUUCGCAAAUUCAAGGGCGAAUUAACCUCUGCACAAACCUGAAGUGUACUAAAAAGAUUGUACCAAAUUGUAUUUUGAGUAAAAACAUGUCACGGCAAAUUACUUACGGACGUGAUAUGACCGCUGGUUGGUAAGGACUCGAAAUACGAAUCAGCCCUAUUGGCUUAGAGCGAAUGAUGAUUAUGAAAUUGCCUUAGAGCGACAUAAUUGUCUUGUGAUUACCGCUUCUCAACAAAACGUGCUAAUUAUAAAUAAAUAUAGUAAGCUUUCGUUUCGCACUGUAAAUAAUUUAUCGGUAAUUACUUAUUUGGAGGGUUUAAAUGUUGACGGUGACUUCGUCUUAAAUCUUUGGUUUGUAUCUACUUCUCUACACAUAUAAAUACCUUACGGGUGAUUAAUUAAUGAAACGUGAAUGAGUUUACAAUGGCUACGCCGUAGCACGUUGCCCGCCGUAGCGAAGUACGGCCCGAUUCGAA
Messenger RNA from Cydia strobilella, 2453 nucleotides. Its product is annotated as dual specificity protein phosphatase 22-like. The coding region runs from base 281 to 1291 and encodes 336 amino acids. Gene Ontology annotation, cellular component: cytosol. Gene Ontology annotation, molecular function: protein tyrosine phosphatase activity; protein tyrosine/serine/threonine phosphatase activity. Gene Ontology annotation, biological process: signal transduction; protein dephosphorylation. Lineage: Eukaryota; Metazoa; Arthropoda; Insecta; Lepidoptera; Tortricidae. The record is from RefSeq and is a predicted model, not a curated record. The transcript is spliced from 9 exons.